Messenger RNA from Chara braunii, 2649 nucleotides. The record is from the annotation of a GenBank genome assembly. NCBI's taxonomy places the organism in Eukaryota, Viridiplantae, Streptophyta, Charophyceae, Charales, Characeae.
UCGAUGAUUCCGUGCAGGAGACAGAGGACAUCAGCAGGGCGAGUGAGAGGCAUCCCAGCACUUACAGACUUCUUACGGCUGUCAGCUCCUCCUCCCGCCCUUCAAAACUGAAAUUUUUAGUCGACAUGCCUAACAGGGCUUCGCCAUCUGAGGGGGUGAUUGAACGUCGCCGGUUCACCACAGGUGUACUGGUAGGCGAUGACUUCGACUUGGAUCCAGUACGUGGCAGCUAUAAGGAUUUGCCGCCCCCUUCGGAAAGAGUCAAAUGCCGGAUUUAUUGGCUGGUGCUGCUAGAGUACAUAGAGACAAGACUGAGCUGGAUCGUAGUCGGCGCGGGCAUUCUCUGGGGAAUAGGCGGACCGGACCAGGAAGCAUGCAUUAUUUGCGUCAGCAUUUUCGCCAUUGAACUGACGUUGACACAGGCGUGGAAGGCUAUUCAGCAAAACUACACAGGUGGUGUGGGGUGUUGUUACAUAAUUUUGCAGUUCGUGGGGGACAAGAGUCGCUGUAAUAGCUAUCUGGCGGCGGUGUGGCUCUUGCGUGUGACGGGACUAGCAACGGGAGUGUUUGCUGGGAUGCUGGGUCGGCGCAUUUGGCGCCCGCAAUCGAGGGGAUUUGAUGACUCGUACGCCGUCUACUGUCUAGCCGCCCUUGGGCGGGUUCUUCUCUCCCUUAUCAUUCUCUUCCUCAAUUCUUUUCGUCUCACACGUUCGUCGUUAUUCUUAGGUUUCAAGAGCCUGCUUGCGAGCCUAGCACAGCAAGUAGGCUGUUGCGGAUCCGCUUCUCGAACGCCAAGCGCAUGGAAAGAGAACGGGGAGAACGUGAAUAGAUUGUUACCGGCCGUGGAUGUCGAGGAUCCAUUAACUCCCUUCUCUUAUUCGCAAGGUGUAAACAGAUUAUUAUCACCAUGCUUCGAGGAAGUGGAGGGUCUAUCCGCUCUAGUCUGGUAUUUUCAUUCCAGUAAACAUAUUGAAUUGCCUCCUUUGUGCGCCUAUCUAACAGAUCUGAGAUGCGGAGAGCCCGGUGAGAGCUGCGGACUGCCUGGACAUUGGUUCCUUGGACUGGAGGAGGUGCUCGAGCAGGCUUUAUGUGCGGAGGAGGCUGAGAGGGCUUUUCGACCAUUCGGCCAGGCCAAUCAACUGAGUACUAUGGAGCAGGAGAUGGGCUUGGAUGCACUGGGACAUUACGCCGAAAGGCGGGACCGGCCCGUUUGCGACUUGAUUGUCAGAAAGGGGUUGGGUGUGAUGGAGCUUUGCAGCAUCGCCACCACCCAUAAGUCCGUUGGAUGCCGAGAACGUGCGGCCAAGAUCCUAUCUUUCUUGUCAAACACUCUCACUACCGAGCGGAUGGAGGGCAAACCCGAUCCGUACGAUCCGUUCAAGGACAUGCCUGUCUCUUUCCAGGACAACGUGGGACUACAUAUGCUCAAUUGUUUAGCGAGCAAGGCCUCGCCUGAGCUCCAGGAGAAUGCUGCGGGCGCACUUUGCGGGGUCUCCGCGAGCUACGGCGUCUCACAAAGGCUGUUCUGCGGCGAACCGGGGAAAAUUCUGAUCGACCAGCUGGUCGACAUAGCAGCAGGCGAAGGAUUGACAGAUACCACCCGUUGGUACGCCUUGCGGGUCUUGGUCAUGGUUGCCGCUGGCGCCCUACCUUCCACCCAUUCAGAGGGCGAGGAGCCAGACUUCUACUUCAACCGUGUAGAAGAUGAAGUGUCCUGGAUGCUGCCCGCUCGGCGCGCUUUUCGAGAGUCAAGAGCACUUCCGCGGUUGGUCGACUUGGCUCUGUCUCACCGGGCCUCUCCAGCUUGCAAAUGGCAGUUAGCCCUUGUCUUCUUAUCUUAUGUACGGCUUGAAGCACCUCAUCUUUCCCCUUCUGAAGUCGGCGAGCUGACUCGUCUCCUUCAACUCCGAUUCGAACUACAGCCCCUCGCUGUAAUCCACGUCCUCAUGACACUCUGCGAUUCUUUGGUGUGCCACUUCUCAGGUGACCGAGUCCCCGACGAAGAACCCAACCGCAUCUCGGAGGUCGACGUCAUCCGCAGUCUGAUAACAAAGGAGGAAAGAAGGUUCUUCACCAACCUUGCUCGAUUCCAACUCUUCAUAUCCAGAGAAUUCGUGGCUAAGGAGCGCUCAUGGUUGAAAUUCAUCUCCAUCUUUCAGACGGACAAUGGGACUCUUCCAACGCUGCUCUGGGCCUCCCGGAGCCCUGCUAGACUGCUGUCUUAUCUCCUGACCAACCACUUCGACGUUCUAAGCAACGAGAUUGACGAGGUCUACGAGGACGACCACAGAACCUCUCGCUGCGCUAUAAUAGAGGACGUACGAUCACGGAAAGUGGCAGCUAUGUCGGUGAUAGCCUUGAGUUUGUCGGAGCUGAUUGUCCAGGAAGAAUCAAGGAAGACGAAGCUGAGUGCCUGCAUAGCUCUCACUCGGUUAGCAGCUUACAGAGGCAACUGUCUCCUCCGCGAUGUUGCCCUAGCCUGGAGAUAUCACCUCAGACACUCCGUUCACGACAUCAGUUUGGAAAACGAGCCGGAGUUUCGGAAGCUGCGGGACCUCCUCGGGAACUACUCGCCCAGCUUUCGACUCGAAUUGUGCGACACUGCGGGCAAUGACUCGUUAAAUUAAGUAAGGACGUCACUAGCAUCGC